UUCAUCCUGCUAUUGCAUAUGCAAGGAUCGUCACAAAGGGACUUAUCCCUCCCGGGACCCAAUAUGCAAUCUUCCACGUCCGCUCAGCGGAAACCUUCUUGGCAGUCACAGCGACGAUCAUCAGUGCGUUCAGCGCAUCCAGAUAGAUCUGGUCAUGCUACAGCACACCAAUCUGACGAUUCUGUGGGUCAACAAGAUGGCGCCCGAGAAAACUCGCAGCGCCAUGCGUCUGCUACAGCGAAAUGGUGGCACGUCCAUUUGUUCCGUGGAAUGAUCAACGACGUUAAACGCAGAGCGCCAUAUUAUUGGAGUGAUUGGACUGAUGCAUGGGAUUAUCGUGUCGUGCCUGCUACAGUAUAUAUGUAUUUUGCUAAUAUCUUGCCUGCUCUAGCCUUUUCGUUAGAUAUGUUCGAGAAGACAAGUCAGAGCUAUGGUGUCAAUGAGGUUCUACUCGCGUCUGUUCUUGGUGCAUUUGUGUUUUCACUUUUCGCGGCUCAGCCGUUGGUCAUUGUCGGUGUUACUGGUCCUAUAACUGUGUUCAACUAUACUGUCUAUGAUAUCAUGGCUCCUCGAGGGACGCCAUAUCUUGCAUUUAUGUGUUGGAUUGGAAUCUGGUCUUUGAUCAUGCAUUGGAUACUGGCCAUCACUAAUGCCUGCAACGCCCUGACAUACGUCACUAGGUUCUCAUGUGACAUCUUUGGAUUUUACGUUGCUUGCGUCUAUAUCCAGAAAGGCAUUCAAGUCCUCACCAGACAAUGGGGCUCCGUGGGGGAGACCUCUGCUUACCUGAGUAUCAUGGUUGCACUACUUGUCCUGAUGUGUGCAUGGAUCUGCGGAGAGCUGGGCAACAGUAAUCUUUUCAAGCGAUUCGUUCGGAAAUUCCUUGAGGACUACGGUACACCUUUGACCAUCAUCUUCUUUACCGGCUUCGUUUACAUCGGCCAGAUGAGGGACGUUGAUGUAGCUACUCUCCCUACUAGCAAGGCUUUCUUUCCUACAAGUGACCGGUCUUGGCUUGUGCAUUUCUGGGACAUCAGUGUUGGGGAUAUCUUCCUUGCCAUCCCAUUUGCGCUGCUUCUCACAAUUCUCUUUUACUUUGAUCACAACGUCUCAUCUCUUAUUGCCCAAGGCACCGAAUUUCCUCUCCGAAAACCAGCUGGCUUCCACUGGGACAUUUGGCUCCUCGGCCUCACGACCUUUAUAGCUGGACUUUUGGGAAUACCAUUCCCCAAUGGCCUGAUCCCUCAGGCCCCUUUCCACACUGCCGCCCUUUGCGUUACUCGUCAAGUUGCAGACGAGGAUGACACAAACAAAGGCAAAGCUAUCCGAAUAACAGACCACGUGGUAGAACAGCGAUUUAGCAACUUUGCACAGGGACUUUUGACCCUGGGAACAAUGAGUGGACCUCUCCUCAUUGUGCUCCAUUUGAUUCCGCAGGGUGUCAUGGCUGGUCUGUUCUUUAUCAUGGGUGUCCAGGCUCUGCAGGGCAAUGGCAUUACGCAAAAAUUGAUCUUCCUCGCUGAAGACAAAAAGUUUACCUCCGCGUCAAACCCUCUCAAGCGAAUCGAGCGCCGUUCUGCCGUCUGGGCCUUUGUCGCUCUUGAAUUGUUUGGCUUUGGUGCGACUUUCGCUAUCACUCAGACCAUCGCUGCCAUCGGAUUCCCUGUUAUUAUUCUCCUUCUGAUACCGGUGCGCUCAUUCCUACUCCCCAAAUGGUUUACCAGCGAGGAGCUUGCAGCACUCGAUGGACCGACAGCCAGUCCAUUCACCAUGGAGAGUGUCAGUGGCACCUACGGGCUGCAGAACUACGAUGAAGCGGUGGCUAGCGGCGCCCUGGAGGACUAUUCUAGUGGAGGUGAUGGAGUCUUGAUAAAUAGAACUUCGGCUUCUCCAGAAUCUGCAGUCGAAGAUGAUCUAGAACGAGGUGAGGCGUAUGAGCUCGCCUCCCGGGUCUCGCGCAGAAGGAGCACCGCCAGCAGGGCAGACUAA
Molecule: messenger RNA, 1989 nt
Organism: Penicillium vulpinum
Lineage: Eukaryota; Fungi; Ascomycota; Eurotiomycetes; Eurotiales; Aspergillaceae
Product: anion exchange family protein
Exons: 5
Biological process (GO): monoatomic ion homeostasis; monoatomic anion transport; borate transport
Cellular component (GO): plasma membrane; fungal-type vacuole
Molecular function (GO): borate efflux transmembrane transporter activity; solute:inorganic anion antiporter activity
Source: RefSeq, a predicted model, not a curated record